This is a messenger RNA of Trachymyrmex septentrionalis, 549 nucleotides long. Its product is annotated as putative gustatory receptor 28b. The record is from RefSeq and is a predicted model, not a curated record. Bases 1 to 549 code for a protein of 182 amino acids. Gene Ontology annotation, cellular component: dendrite; axon; neuronal cell body. The transcript is spliced from 3 exons. Gene Ontology annotation, biological process: sensory perception of taste. Lineage: Eukaryota; Metazoa; Arthropoda; Insecta; Hymenoptera; Formicidae.
AUGUCUUACUGCGAGCAAAGAAAUCCAUUUCUGAUAAUAAAGCUUAAGGCUUUGGAGAAGCAAUAUAUGAUGAUCAGCAAUACAAUACAGAUACUAAAUAAGAUCUUCAAUGUACAAAUUUUUAUUACAAUAGUCUUAACUCUUUUUGAAGUCAGUCUUGAACUGUAUAUUUAUGUAAUCAAGUGGCAUAAUGGAUUAGUUAUUAAUUUGAGUGAACAGGGUAUUGAUAUUUUUUUGUUAACCAUGAUUUAUAUAACUACAAGAAUGGCGUUAAUUUUUUGGGCUUGCGAGACUGGAAAGAAUCAGGCUCAAGAGAUCCGCACUACGAUUCAUGAUGUACUUAACAGCACCAGAGAUGAACAAAUAAAAAAUGAGUUACAGUUAUUUUCGUUGCAACUAUUGCAUUGCAAACAUACAUUUUCCGCCAAAGGUUUUAAUGUGGAUGCAACAUUUGUUACUACAAUGGUGGGUACCAUUACUACAUAUAUGUUAAUUUCGCUACAAUUCUUGAUCAUGUCAUAUUCUUGCGAAAAUCUGCAAUUAAUGUAA